Kwoniella botswanensis is the source of this 348-nucleotide messenger RNA. RefSeq lists its product as uncharacterized. Bases 1 to 348 code for a protein of 115 amino acids. The record is from RefSeq and is a predicted model, not a curated record. The transcript has 3 exons. NCBI's taxonomy places the organism in Eukaryota, Fungi, Basidiomycota, Tremellomycetes, Tremellales, Cryptococcaceae.
AUGUCCAACGAACCAUCCAAGACUAACGGUCAAAUCAACUCCCUCGUCGGAUCCGCCAAGGUCCUCGUAGGCAACACCAUCGAGACAGCCUACCAAGCUGUGGGAGGAUCUUCGGAACCUUCCUCAUGGACUACAGCAGGUCAAAAACAACAUGAUCAAGGUGAAGCUGAGAUCACCGCUGCCAAAGCUCAAGGAUACGUUGAGGGUGUCGGAGACAGACUCGAAGGUAAAAAAGAUUCCAUAGUCGGUGCCAUCACUGGAGACAAAUCCCAGCAGACCUCUGGUAAUCUCCAACAUGAUAAAGGUGAAGCUCAAAUGGAGAUCAACAAGCGUGAGUACACCGUCUAA